UUUUUCAGUAUACUUUGUUCACUUCUUCUGGUCGACUCCACGCACGACCGGAACUUCUCUCUACGUUGUCGUUUCCUUCCAUCCGCCGGAAAACAUCACCGGACAGCCAUGGACCUUGACCCUGAAGACGUAUUUCGAGACGACGAAGACGAUCCUGAAAGCGAAUUCCAUCAGGGAAGAGAUUUUACUAAAGAACUAUUGGUUUACCUGGUCGACGCUUCCCCGAAAAUGUUCUCAACUUCUUGCCCAUCAGAGGAUGCAAAGGAUGGAUCGCUUUUUCACGCUGCUAUCAGUUGCAUUUUGGAAUCACUGAAGACUCAGAUCAUUAAUAGAUCUUAUGACGAAGUCGCAAUAUGUUUCUUCAAUACUAGAGAGAAAAAGAAUUUGCAGGAUUUGAAUGGUGUUUAUGUAUUUAAUGUUGCUGAAAGGGAGGAUUUAGACAGGCCAACAGCAAGGCUUAUCAAAGAAUUUGAGAGCAUAGAAGAAAAAUUUGAUAAUGACAUUGGCAGCAAAUAUGGUAUCUUGUCUGGUUCUCGUGAUAAUUCUCUCUAUAAUGCUCUUUGGGUUGCUCAAGCUCUACUCCGCAAAGGAUCUGCAAAAACAGCCGACAAAAGAAUUCUUCUGCUUACCAAUGAAGAUGAUCCUUUUGGCAGUAUCAAGGGAAUUACAAAAAUGGAUAUGAUGCGAACAACACUUCAACGAGCAAAAGAUGCUCAAGAUCUUGGUAUUUCCAUUGAACUACUCCCGCUGAGUAGGCGAAAUGAUGAGUUUAACAUAUCUCUCUUCUAUGCUGAAUUACUUGGACUGGAAGGUGAUGAACUUACUCAAUUUCAAGCCUUGGCUGGAGAGAGAUUGAAAGACAUGAAGGAACAACUGAGGAAGCGUAUAUUCAAGAAACGUAAGAUUCGAAGAAUAAAGUUCAUAAUUGCCAAUGGUAUGUCCAUAGAUGUGGACACCUAUGCUUUGAUUCGUCCAACCAAUCCAGGGACAAUUACUUGGCUUGAUUCAGUAACUAAUCUUCCAAUAAAGUCUGAUAGAUCCUUCAUUUGUACGGAUACUGGUGCAUUACUACAGGAGCCUGCUCAGCGUUUUCAGUCUUACAAGAGUGAAGAUGUCAUGCUAUCUGUUGAUGAGCUUUCAGAAAUCAAGAGAAUUGCCAGUGGACACCUUCGUCUUCUAGGUUUCAAGCCAUUGAGUUGUUUGAAAGACUAUCACAACUUGAGGCCAUCAACAUUUAUUUUUCCUAGUGAUGAGGAAGUGAUUGGAAGUACUUGCAUUUUUGUUGCUCUUCAUAGAUCCAUGUUGCAGCUUAAUCGUUUUGCUCUUGCUUUUGGUGGAAGUUCAAAUAAUCCUCAUCUGGUUGCCCUGGUUGCUCAAAAUGAGAUCAUUAGUGGUGGUGGUCAGGUUGAGCCACCAGGAAUGCAUUUGAUAUACCUUCCAUAUUCUGAUGACAUCAGACACGUUGAAGAGGUUCAUGCAGAUGCAAACACCAUUGCACCUCGAGCAACUGAUGAUCAAACUAAAACGGCCUCUGCUUUGGUACGACGUAUUGACUUGAAAGAUUUUUCGGUAUGCCAGUUUUCAAAUCCCGCUUUGCAGAGACAUUAUGCUGUAUUGCAGGCUCUUGCUCUUGAUGAAGAUGAGAUGCCUGAAAUCAAGGAUGAAACUCUUCCUGAUCAAGAGGGCAUGGCCAGGCCAGGUAUUGUUAAACUGUUGGAAGAAUUCAAACUUUCGGUCUUCGGAGAAAACUAUGAAGACAAUGAUUUGAGCACUGGUGGAACAAUGACUGAGGCCUCUCGAAAGCGGAAAGCAAUUGCUGACAAUGCAACGAAGGAGUAUUCAAAAUAUGACUGGCUUGAACUUGCAGACACUGGAAAGUUAAAGGACUUGACCGUGGCUGAGCUGAAGUACUAUUUGACGGCAAACAACCUCUCUGUUACUGGUGCAAAAGCUGCUUUAAUCAGCAGAAUAUUGACUCACAUGGGAAAAUGAGGAACAUCAUGAUUACUGUCUGAACAUCAGCCUGACUCCUGUUACUACUGAUUUUCUUGCUCCAGUAUCUUUAUGCAUGCAUGUACUUGUAGCUCUCUCCCUAUUCCCUAACGAGAAUAUGUAUAGGUUUUCACAUUUUAUUGUAAACAAUGCACCCAAUGUGCCUUGCCACUCCCCUUUAUGGUGGUGAAGCUGUAGUCAUACUACGAAUUUUAGUGGGCCAUUUUUGUUUUUUGUUUUUUUUUGUACAGAAGUAUCGGGACAUGUUCUCAUUGCAUUGUACAAAAGAUGCAGAAAUUGUAAUGCCUUUUGACUUUU
Messenger RNA from Coffea eugenioides, 2310 nucleotides. RefSeq names its product ATP-dependent DNA helicase 2 subunit KU70. Gene Ontology annotation, molecular function: damaged DNA binding; telomeric repeat DNA binding; DNA helicase activity. The transcript has 19 exons. The record is from RefSeq and is a predicted model, not a curated record. Gene Ontology annotation, cellular component: Ku70:Ku80 complex; nucleus. Lineage: Eukaryota; Viridiplantae; Streptophyta; Magnoliopsida; Gentianales; Rubiaceae. The coding region runs from base 109 to 1992 and encodes 627 amino acids. Gene Ontology annotation, biological process: cellular response to X-ray; cellular response to gamma radiation; double-strand break repair via nonhomologous end joining.